CCCACUCUGCCUCCGGAAAGUGUUGAUUCAAGGAAUGUGUUACUGAGGGAAGGUGGUGAGUCCUCCUCCACACCCCCAGGAAUGAGAUCAAGGGAGCAACAGCUCUGACACACAUCUUGUUAUUCCGCUUCCUUUCUCUGGCCAUGUCAAAAGAGACGACUAACUUACAAUAAAAAAACCAAAAAAAAACGAGAAGUAAAAAUCAGAUAAAAAUCGCAAAAGUAAACAAAAAACCGAACAAAAAUCGCAACUGGAAGAAUACUUCGAUCACCCCUAUUGUGGUCUUACGGCAGCCUCCAUGCAUACUCACUACUCCCGGAUCAACAUGAAGCCAGAAAUCAUCGCGGCGGUGGGCUUUCUCUCCAAGUUCCUGCGUACAAAGGGGCUCAUGAACGAUCGGGAGCUGCAUACCUUCAAUCUGUCCCUGCAAGAGCUGCUGGCAGAUCAUUACAGACAUCACUGGUUUCCAGAGAAACCCACCAAAGGUUCAGCUUACCGCUGCAUUCGGAUUAACCACAAAAUGGAUCCCUUGAUUGGGCAAGCAGCAGACCGUAUCGGACUGAGCAGCCAAGAAAUGUUUAAACUUCUGCCAAGUGAACUCACUUUGUGGAUUGAUCCAUAUGAAGUGUCUUAUCGCAUUGGAGAGGAUGGGUCCAUAUGUGUGCUCUACGAAUCCUUACCAACAGGUGGCAGUAGCCAAAAUGGCAGCUCGUCUCUUGUCGAAAGCAGAAUCAGCUGCAAAGAUGAACUUCUCCUUGGCCGAACAAGCCCUUCCAAAACGUACAAUAUGAUGACAGUAUCUGGUUAAGAUACAGUCGAUGGCUGGAUCAUCUUGUAACAGAUGGAAUAAUAUUGUCUUUAAUUUGGGAGGGCUCCUAUGGGGAAGGAUUGUGAAGUAUAAAAUGUCACAGCUGUGAAGAUUGGGCACAAAAUAGAAGUAGAUCUUACUGAUGUGAAUGUGCCAUGGUUUGGACAGUACCUUUUAGUAGUUUAACAGCCUGUAUGUAGAAGGCAACAUUUUUUUGGCACUAGACAUUUAGUCAGUGAUAAUAUCUAUAUUAGGCUAUGUGCAUACUUUGGAUUGGGCAUACGUUUGUCAUCAGGCAGUGUCAGGUUUUGUUUUCCCACUUAUGGUUAGGGCUUUAAAUGGGGCAGUGUCUUGGAGUUCAGUGAUCUCUAUGAUGUUGUCUAACGGUGCAUAUUAUGUCACUGGGCAGACAUUUCUGGCUCUUGCCUUAUCUUGAGGGAACAACAAUCAGCAGGGAAAAUCCAUGUUGGAUGACCAAUUCUUCCCUUGAGAUCGGUCAGCCAGAGAUUUUCUGCAGCGGUGACUUUCUACCAUAGACUAUGAUCUUUAUCCAUUCUUAACCAUUAUUGGGGGUAUAGGGCAAAGACCAUCUCAAGUCUGGGGUGCACCAUUAACCAAUGGGUGGGCUCAUCCUGACCUUGCCAGCUGACAAAUGUGUACAGAACAUGGAGUAUGUACAUAUCCAAAACCUUUGAACCCAAAGCUCAAUGUCUUUGUAAGAUUAUUAUUUACUUCUCUGCAGUUUGUUUGCAGAGUUUAACUUGCACUAAUGUCUUCAAUGUUACUAUUUCUGGCAGCUCAGUAGCAAGGUGAAGAGUUGGGAAUAUGACACUUAGUGGAACUGUACAUGGCAGACAUGACUUGCACUGAAAAUAGAUAUAAAUGUAUAUAUACAUGACAGAAUAUUAUUAAGUCUGCCCAAAAAUACUUGAGUAUCCUUCAUAUUGUGAAAUGAACUUGAAAGGUUAACAUAGGUUUCUUCUUUUUUCCUGCCUUGGCUACAGGCUUUAAAUGUACCUUAUAAAGACACUGUCUGAACUAUGGCGUUCUCACCAGCCAGCUUACCUGUACAUUUCCUAGCUCGUAGUUUUCUAAGACGGAGUAAACUUCUUAUUUUUAGAAAGUGGAGUUCUGCUUUGUAAUUUCUUGUACUUAAUUGGGUAAAAGUCCUUUUCCACAAGCCACCAUCUAUUUUGUGAACUUUGUUAGUCCUCUUUUAUUUGAUAAAUUAUGAACUGCUGUAAAUUUGUACAGUUCAUGUAUAUUGAUUGUGACAAAGGUGUACAGAUUUCUAUUUUAAAUGAGAGAUUUUUCUUCUCUAUAAUAAAUUGUUUCUUAUCCUGGCAUUUUAAAAAAAAA
This is a messenger RNA of Nanorana parkeri, 2167 nucleotides long. It is a transcript of the gene BTG1, whose product is annotated as BTG anti-proliferation factor 1. NCBI's taxonomy places the organism in Eukaryota, Metazoa, Chordata, Amphibia, Anura, Dicroglossidae. The transcript has 2 exons. Gene Ontology annotation, biological process: negative regulation of cell population proliferation; negative regulation of mitotic cell cycle. Bases 299 to 808 code for a protein of 169 amino acids. The record is from RefSeq and is a predicted model, not a curated record. Gene Ontology annotation, cellular component: nucleus; cytoplasm.